This is a messenger RNA of Prunus armeniaca (apricot), 507 nucleotides long. The record is from the annotation of a GenBank genome assembly. Lineage: Eukaryota; Viridiplantae; Streptophyta; Magnoliopsida; Rosales; Rosaceae.
AUGAGGAAGGAUAGCACGAAAAUUCCUGGGUUUGCAUGUGAGAGAGAAAGCUUGCUCUCUAAAGCUAAGCUUUCCUCUUCCUUUCGUCUCCUCUUGCUUGACUUACCUCAUGGAGGCAAAAAUCAGUUCUGCCCAAUCCCACAAAAUCAGGGAUUUUUGGGAGCUCGAGGCUUCAACAGCUUCAGAGGAGAGCUUCCAUUUUCACCCAUCUUCUUUCUCUUCUUUCCUCCUCUUUUCACUGCCAAAUCUGAUGAAGGAAAGAAAAUGGGUGCACCUGCUGGUUUAAGGGAUAGCAUCUUCCCCUGCGUGCUAAUACCCCUUGGUUUCUUGAAUGCUUGCACUUGGAACUUGUUCUCCCAGCAGCCCCUCACAUGUGAAUCUUUGGCUUUCUUCGUGGACUUCUGCUUCAGCCAAGUGCUGAAGGCCUUGGACUCCUUUUAUUCAAAUGGAGGUGGAAGGAUUUGGUUUGUGGUUUUGGACAGAGGACCAUUUGAGGUACUAAAAUGA